Molecule: messenger RNA, 4587 nt
Organism: Bacillus rossius redtenbacheri
Lineage: Eukaryota; Metazoa; Arthropoda; Insecta; Phasmatodea; Bacillidae
Exons: 4
Coding region: 990-4340 (1116 amino acids)
Molecular function (GO): nucleic acid binding
Source: RefSeq, a predicted model, not a curated record
CGCCGUCAUCGCAUGUUCCCGUUUGAGCUUCGUUGCAUCUCUUUCCGUCUCUACAACUCCAGCAGCUUGGUAUUCAGUGCUUCUCCUUGCGUCGAGCUACUCUCCAGUGUGAUCCGCUUGGAGAACGCCUGUCUGCCCUCUGGAGUUCCGUGCGGUUCUGCCACGUUUCCGGUUCCUGUGUCCUGUACGGCGUUCCAGCUCUCCUCGUUGUGCGUGCGUGCAGUACACACAGAGUCGUUCCUGUGUUCUUCUGACUUCAUCAUGAAGAGGACCGCGUCUGGUGUUCCCGUGGCAGCCGGCCAGCCCUCGGCAUCGGGAGCCCUCCAGCCCUCGACAUCGGGGCCAGCACAGGUAUGUGCACCGUCAUCAGGGAAUGGAUGUGCGUACUGUGGCAAAUUGUUUUCAGCUAGCCGCAGUGCUAGACGGCACGAGCGCAUCUGCGCAGCUAAUCCCGACUGUACUACCACCAGCCAGUGCCAUACUUGCGGCAAGAUAGUUAGCCGCAAAGACAGUUUGGCCCGCCACAUCUAACUUGUGGGGGCACCGUCGAGCACAGCUCAGGCUCGAGAUGCCAGUUUUGCGGGCAGGCAUUUACAUUUGGACAUGAUGCCAGACGCCACGAAAAGAGCCAGUGCCAGUUCAAUCCUGGUUGUAGUAGCUAUAAAUGCGUAAAGUGCCAGGACGAGUUUACUCGAAAAGACAAUUUAUUUACGCACAUCAAGACGUGCAAGGGCCUGGCCGCUAAGAGACGGCGCGUAGACACGACCUCUAGCCUGCAACAGCCCGGCCCCAGCACUCGUCCGCAAUACGUGACGAGUGUGCCCGACCAGGCACAGGUAGUCUUGGAGGCGCAAGCGCCUGACCAGGCUCAGGUUGACUUGGAGGCAGGCGGUACCGGGUUUGUUGAGGUAGAGAGUGCGUUCCGCCGCAACUUGAAGACAUAUGUGGCGGAAAACAAUAAUGGUGCAACAAAGGAUAUUUGCACUUACAUGACCCAUAUGAAGACUAACCUGAUAAAUCAGAUAUCACAUGAAGUGCAGGAAAAUGGUCCAGUAAAAUUCAACAUCUGGCUCGAGUGUGACUAUAUCAAGCCGGCCCCCUUUGAUGAAGGCGUGGACAAAAGAGCGUUCAAGACCAAAAACAUUCCUAUUUACGAAGUGAGCGAUAUUGAAGAGGCCAUUGAAGAAAGUAUAUUGAAAAUAUGUAAGGAGGAGGAAGAUUAUGCCAGCAAGGGAUCUGGAUGGACCUUGUCUGCCGUGAAGCGACUCCAGCUCCGCUUCAACAAGCUAGUGCCUCUUAGAGUCUCUUCAUACAUUGAUCUGCCUGUCGCCAUCAAGAACCGCGAGGCUAUAAUAAACCCCAAGAACCUCAGUGACAACAUGUGUUUCAAGUGGGCCAUACUGGCGCGGUACGUGGAGGGGGAGAAUCCACGACGAGUUGACAAGCGCUACCACGAGCUUGAAAAUAAAUUUGAUUUUUCAGGGAUUGAGUUCCCCACCCCCCUCCCCCAAAUCAAGAUCAUCGAGAGGAACCAUCCCGAUGUGUCCGUCAACAUCUACAACAUUGACGAGGACAACAAGAUCGCGCCAGUGCGUGUGGGGAAGGAAGAAAAACGACAUCAUUUCGACCUCCUGCUGCUGUCUAACGUAGAAAAUAACUCGCACUUUUGUUAUAUAAAAAAAUUUUCACGUCUUGUCAGACCCCAGAUCACAGCCCACAAAGAGAAAAUCCAUGUCUGCAAGAGGUGCUUCACCUAUUACGAUGACCAGCACCGAGUUUCAGGGCUGACAGGGCAGCAGUGUCUCGACGCGCACAGAAAGUUCUGCAACACCCACGCUCCCGUGCGCGUCGAGAUGCCGAAGCCAGAAAAGAACGGCCAGCCCCCAGUCAUGAAAUUUAAAAACUAUCAUCAUAUGACAAAAAUGCCCAUAGUAGUGUAUGCGGAUUUUGAAGCCCUGCUAGUACCCAUCCAGACAUGCCAGCCGGACCCCCAGAAAUCAGGCACCUAUGCAUAUCAAAAACAUGAAGCAUAUAGCUAUUGUAUACACGUUAAGACCGACAAUGUCGUCAUCCCAGCAACGCUCACUUCCUCGCUGCCACAAGAACCUAUACUCUACAGGAGUCCCGAUGCUGAGAAGAAGUUCGUGGAGACGAUUGUUGAAAUUGGAAAUAAGGUAAAAGACAUUUACGAGACCAGCCUGCCCAUGUCGACGCUGACGGCACAAGAGUACGUCAGCUUCGCCGCAGCCUAUCAGUUCUGCUAUUGUAAUACGGUAUUUACGGCCGAUAAUUAUAAAGUCAAGGACCACGACCACUUCAGUGGAAAAUACCUCGGCGCCGCCUGCAACAGCUGCAACCUUCUGCGCAGGCGGCCCAAGAAACUGGUGGUUUACUUUCACAAUCUAGCCUAUGAUGAGAAGUUCAUAAUAAAACAGCUGGGCUUCGACAACAAGGAAAUAUUCAUCAUCCCCCACACGCAAGAGAAGAUGGUAACAUUUUCAAAGAAGCUGGGCGACAAAUUUUCAGUGCAGUUUGUCGAUAGUUUUAGAUUCAUGGCUCACAGUUUGGCGUCCCUUGCGUCGUACGUGCCAGCCGACCAAUUCAAAGAGACCUCAAAGUAUUUUACAUCUGAAGAAAUGUCCCUCGUCACGAGAAAAGGUGUUUUCCCCUACGAUUAUGUUUCCAGCUGGGAAACACUGGACGAGCCGCAACUGCCACCUAAAGAAAAAUUCUACAAUUUAUUAAAUGACAGCAACAUAAGUGAAGAAGAUUAUCAUCAUGCAAAAGCGGUAUGGGACAAGUUCGGCUGCGUGACCCUGGGCGACUACAGUGAUGUGUAUCUCAAGACCGACGUACUGCUGCUCGCCGAUGUUUUUGAGAGCUUUAGUCUGCUGUGUCUGACAACGUAUGGCCUUGACUGCAGCCACUACGUCAGCGCGCCAGGGUUCACGUUCGACGCAAUGUUAAAGGAGACGCAGGUACGGCUGGAACAGAUGACCGAUUAUGAUAUGUAUAUGUUCAUAGAGGCUGGGAUCAGGGGCGGGGUCGCUCAAGUGGUGAAGCGACAUUGUAAGGCAAACAACACCUGCCUUCCCCGCACCUAUGAUCCCAUCCAGCCGUCGAAUCAUAUAAUGUAUGUUGACGCCAACAAUUUAUAUGGGUGGGCCAUGUCGUUGCCUCUUCCGACCAACGGCUUCAAGUGGGUGGGUGCUGAUAUCGACGUGAUGUCGAUACCUGACGAGGGGCAGACGGGCUACAUCCUAGAAGUUGAUGUGGAGUAUCAGUCUGCCCUCCACGAGGAACAUAAGGACCUACCGUUCCUGCCCGUCAGCCAGUGCCCGCCCGGCUCGCGUCAGUCAAAACUGAUGACGACGCUCGAGCACAAGGAACACUAUAUAGUUCACUACAGAAACUUGAAGCAAGCUCUCCAGCACGGACUGCGAAUAAAAAAAAUACAUAGAGUCCUGGAAUUCAAUCAGCGUGCCUGGAUGGAGCCAUUUAUUAUGAAAAACACGUUGAAAAGACAAGCAGCUACAAACGACUUUGAAAAAGAAUUCUUUAAGCUUGCCAACAAUGCUUCUUUCGGUAAACUUUUAGAGAACAAAUUUCUGAGGCAACGUAUGGAACUUGUGUGCAGCGAUGAGAGACUCAGAAAAGUGAUUGCCAAGCCAGCGUUCCAGGACCGAACCAUCUUCAACGAAAAUCUAUCACUAGUAAAACUUCAACAUGAGAAAAUUUAUCUUGACCGUCCUAUAUAUGCGGGGUUCUCGGUCCUGGACUUGUCCAAAACGCUCAUGUAUAAUUUCCACUAUGAUGUGAUGAAACAGAAAUAUAAGGAUGACAUCACGCUGGCGUAUAUGGACACGGACAGCUUCAUAUAUGACAUCAAGACGUGCAAUUUCUACCAGGACCUGGCCGACGACUCUGCGCUCAUGGAUAUAUUUGACACGAGCAGCUAUCCCAUUGGUCACCCCUGCUACUCACCCACCAAUAAGAAGGUGGUGGGCAAGUUCAAGGAUGAGUGUAACGGGGUGGUGAUGGAGGAGUUUGUCGGCCUAAGGGCAAAACUGUAUACCUACAAGUUCAAUAAUAAUAUCACAAAAAGAGCCAAAGGUAUACAGAAGUGCGUGGUGAAAAAUAAAAUUACAUUUGAAGAUUUUCUCGAGGUCCUGGAAGAACACACAACAAAGCGCGCGCAAGUCCGGUCCAUACGAUCACAUAAUAUGAUAUUAUAUACAGAAUGCUCAAAUAAAAUAUCACUAUCAUGGCACGACGAUAAACGCAUAAUAUGCGACGAUGGCAUAAAUACUUUGCCAUACGGUUAUGAACGGAAUGACUAAAAUAUAAAAAAGUGAAAGUGUAUAUACAAGAACAUUUUUAUAUAACUUGAAAUUGGUGCCUAUACUCGUACGUUUCGCGCAGUAUUCUCUGUAGGGGUGAAGCACGGUGGGGACUUCGUGGGCCCCGAGCCGCUACGGUAGCCGAGAAGGCCCUUCAGGAAUAUGAACCGCAAUGUACGAGUGUGGGACUAGUGUUUGCCACUUGGUAGCCACCCAUGUCUCUGAUGAUUUGGUGUACAUAGCCUUC